AUGGUGUCUCACUUGACUCUAGCAGUCCUGCUCUUUGCAGGAACAGCUUUAGUAGGAGCCAAACGAAUUAUUGGAGGCGAAGAUACCACUAUUGAAGAAUACCCCUACAUAGUGCAAGUGGAAACCUAUAGGGACUGGGAGAACCUAUGGAGGCUUGGGUGCGGAGCCAACAUCCUGACCACUAGAUGGCUUAUGUCCGCUGCACACUGUUUCGCUGGAUGGAAUUACAGACCUGAUUUCAGACGUAUCAGAGCGGGUACCACUAUUAAGAAUACCGGGGGAUCUGUCCAUUAUGUAGACUAUGCCAUCAAUCACCCUGAAUAUACGGUUGCAACUCGAUACGAUGGCGACAUCAACGUGGUGAGGCUAUUGACUCCAUUGGUCUACACGCCAGUAAUCCAGAAAGCGACAAUUGUCCCACAAGACUACAUUCUUCCCGACAAUGUUCCUGUAGUCCACGCUGGUUGGGGACACACAACUCAAGGGGGCAGUACGUCUAGAAUUCUCCAACACGUCGAAAUGUACUCUAUCAACACUGAGCUGUGUAGACAACGUUACCUACGCUUGAGGGAAACUAUCACUGACAACAUGAUCUGCGCCGGGCUCUUGGAUGUCGGUGGCCGUGAUGCUUGCCAGGGUGAUUCCGGUGGACCAUUAUAUGCCGGCGGUUCAGAGAACCGCGUGAUUGUAGGUGUCGUGGCUUGGGGACACGGAUGCGCUAACGAAACGUACCCUGGAGUUAGUACACGUGUCGCAUCCUACACAAAUUGGGUUCGUGAAAACGCUCGCUAA
Molecule: messenger RNA, 792 nt
Organism: Leptosia nina
Lineage: Eukaryota; Metazoa; Arthropoda; Insecta; Lepidoptera; Pieridae
Source: the annotation of a GenBank genome assembly